AUGGAAGACAAGAAGGAGAAAGGCGGACCCUGUAACAAGGCGGCACAAACGCUAAGAAGGAAGAGGGAAGAAGGAAGAAGGAAGAAGAAGGAAGAAGGAAGAAGGAAGAAGGAAGAAGAAGGAAGGAAGAAGAAGGAAGAAGAAGGAAGAAGGAAGAAGAAGGAAGAAGGAAGAAGAAGGAAGAAGGAAGAAGGAAGAAGGAAGAAGAAGGAAGAAGAAGAAGAAGGAAGAAGAAGGAAGAAGGAAGAAGAAGGAAGAAGGAAGAAGAAGGAAGAAGAGGAAGAAGAAGGAAGAAGGAAGAAGAAGGAAGAAGGAAGAAGAAGAAGAAGGAAGAAGGAAGAAGGAAGAAGGAAGAAGGAAGGAAGAAGGAAGAAGGAAGAAGAAGGAAGAAGGAAGAAGAAGGAAGAAGGAAGAAGAAGGAAGAAGGAAGAAGGAAGAAGAAGAAGAAGAAGAAGAAGAAGAAGAAGGAGGAAGAAGGAAGAAGAAGGAAGAAGAAGGAAGAAGGAAGAAGGAAGAAGAAGAAGGAAGAAGGAAGAAGAAGGAAGAAGAAGGAAGAAGAAGGAAGAAGGAAGAAGAAGGAAGAAGGAAGAAGGAAGGAAGAAGGAAGAAGGAAGAAGGAAGAAGAAGGAAGAAGGAAGAAGAAGGAAGAAGGAAGAAGAAGGAAGAAGAAGGAAGAAGAAGGAAGAAGGAAGAAGAAGGAAGAAGAAGGAAGAAGGAAGAAGGAAGGAAGAAGGAAGAAGGAAGAAGGAAGAAGAAGGAAGAAGGAAGAAGGAAGAAGAAGGAAGAAGGAAGAAGGAAGAAGAAGAAGAAGGAAGAAGGAAGAAGGAAGAAGGAAGAAGAAGGAAGAAGGAAGAAGAAGGAAGAAGGAAGAAGGAAGAAGAAGGAAGAAGAAGGAAGAAGAAGGAAGAAGGAAGAAGAAGGAAGAAGGAAGAAGAAGGAAGAAGAAGGAAGAAGGAAGAAGAAGGAAGAAGGAAGAAGGACCCGGUCUCCACAGAAUCAAGCCUGAACAUCUAA
Molecule: messenger RNA, 1014 nt
Organism: Necator americanus (New World hookworm)
Lineage: Eukaryota; Metazoa; Nematoda; Chromadorea; Rhabditida; Ancylostomatidae
Exons: 1
Coding region: 1-1014 (337 amino acids)
Source: RefSeq, a predicted model, not a curated record